Amphibalanus amphitrite is the source of this 1898-nucleotide messenger RNA. RefSeq lists its product as uncharacterized. Lineage: Eukaryota; Metazoa; Arthropoda; Thecostraca; Balanomorpha; Balanidae. Bases 541 to 1770 code for a protein of 409 amino acids. The transcript has 2 exons. Gene Ontology annotation, molecular function: nucleic acid binding. The record is from RefSeq and is a predicted model, not a curated record.
CCGAAUUCACAAAGAUGAAGUCCAAAUUCACAAAGCUGAAUUCCAAAUUCACAAAGCUGAAGUCCAAAUUCACAAACCUAAAUUACGAAUUCAAAAGUCGAAAGUCCAAAUUCACAAACAAAAAGUUGGAAUUCAAAAAGAUAAGAUCGAAUUUCAAAAAGCAAAAAUGUGAUUUCAAAUAAGUAACAAGCAAUUUCACAAAACAAAAAUGCAAUUUCAAAAAGAUAAUGUUUGAUUUCAAAAGAUAUUCUGAACUAACUACAGACAAAGCUGCUGCACCUGAAUUUUAUAUUUUUAUAAGAGGUGCUUAUAAGAAAAGGUACAUAAAUUUCCGCAUGAGGAAUACAUCUGCUAAUAUUAUGUAAUAUUCCUAUUUGGAGGAACUCAUUUAACAAAAAUAGCACAUGGAACACGUGAUUUUUUACAACAAUUGUUUAUGAAUCCACAUGAAUCAUUCUGAACGUUGAACUCACAGAUGCUUACCUCAUUUGCUCUGUUAACGUCAAUAACUUGCUGUGAUUUAUUUUAUUGUAGCCAGGUAUGUCUCAGUCCUCAACGGAGGUUGACCAUUUUUUUAACCAUGAUGGGGAUAUGCAAGUUGAGGUAGAAUUGACAGAGGUUGAAAAUCCAGUUCCUGACGGAGCUCCUGACGAAGCUGGACCUGCCGGUGGCGGUGACGGCCCACCACAGCCGCGAGGCAGGCGCGGCCCUCCGCCGGGCACCAGGCGUGGGCCGUACAAGCGGAUCCCCCGGGAUGCCCAAGAGCGGGUCGUGGCCGUGUUCAAUGAAGGUGGAGACUGGAAGGCGGCUGCGACAGCGAAUGGAAUUCCGGUCCGCACUGCCUACGGGUACAUUACGAGGCCCGAAGGACAGCUGCCGCGUCCCCGUGGCGGUGCCACAAAGAAGAAAGUUACCCAGGGGAUGGUCGACAAGAUGGUCACUUACGUCGAGGAGAAUCCAUUGAUAUCUCUCGUGGAGAUCGGUCGCAAUUUGCGCCAGGACACCGGUGUCACCAUAUCCGUCCCGACCAUCCACCGCCACCUGCACGGCCAGCUGUUUACUAUGAAGAAGGUCGUGGCCGAGCCAGUGGCCAUGAACAACGCCGCAAAUAAGCAGAAGAGGGCCGAGUACGUGCGAAAGAUGAUGGCGGCGACGGGGAGUGGGAGAUCGGUGCUCUACAUGGAUGAAACGAACGCGAACCUGUUUUUGCGGCGUUCUCAGGGCCGAUCCCGCCGCGGCCUGCGAUGUUCGGUGAAGGCCGCCACCAGUAAGGGCCCCAACGUCCAUAUCAUCGGGCUGAUGUCGCAGACCGGCAUCAUCUACUGGGAGCGCCGACGAGGGUCCUUUCGGAAGACGGACUGCUCUGACUGGCUGCGACGUGCCCUGCAGGCCUGCCCUCUGCCGCUCGACCAGGUGACGAUCGUCUGUGACAACGCGCCGGUACACUGUGACCUGGAGGCAGUUGCAGCCGAGUUCCCUGGUCUGGAGCUGGUACGGACAGCGCCAUACAGCGCGCCGUUGAACCCGAUUGAGGCUGUCUGGUCUGCAGUGAAGGCGAACAUGAAGCGGGGCAUGGCGUCAUCAUUCAGCGCCAUGAUGGACACGACUGACGGCAUCACCCAGCAGGAGCACCGGCUGCGCUACCUGGAGGCCAAGAUGGACGCCGCCAUGGAGUGCAUCAACCCGGUGAUGUGCAUGAACUUCUACAAUCACGUCCAGCGCCACUAUGCCGGGUGCGUGGCCCUGGCCGACCUGGCGAUGGGCGUGUGAGAGUGAUGGAGGUUCAAGAUAUGUUACUGAUUUGUAGUGGCUUAGUUCCAAACGUGCCCUACGGCGUUGUCAGACAAGCAGCUUUGCGUUGUUUUUGUCUAAGUCGCAAAUAAAACUGUCCGUCCGUU